UGACAGCGAAGAGACUCUGGAUUUUUGCAUCGGACGACGGAUUCGAGGCAUGACAGGAAACUCAUCGUCAAAGUGACGAGGAGACAAUCUUGAGCAGAACUCAAAAACCACUGAAACGAAGCAGCCCGCCACAAUGUUUGGUAACAACUCGGGCCAAAAGUGCAACCUGACGGUGCGCUAUGUGCAGACACCGACCGAGCCCAUCAUUGGCGACAUCCAGUUCCACAGGCUCAACCUGAUGGUCUCGGGGUCAUGCAACGUCUUUGCGUUCCUGCUCGUGUCGGGCCUCAUGUGGUGCCACGCCACGCACAUGAGCAACCCAAAAGAACAGCUCGACAUAAUGAGGAUAGCCCUCCUGAUCCCGUGCUACGCGAUCCUCACCCUCGCGGCCGUCUACGACGCCAACGCCUGGCCCUUUGUCAAGCCCUGGAUCGAGGUGUGCCAGGGCUACGCCCUCGCCAACUUUUGGAUCCUCAUCUGCCGCUUCACCGCGCGGCUGCCGUGCAACAGCGAGAGGCACGACCACCCCCAAGAGACCCGGGACCUGUUCUUUGCACCCUUGGUCGCCCUCUCCCGCAAACAGCGCCGCCGGCCUCUGACCCUGAAGCGGUACCGGCGGCACUGGGUGUACAUCAUGCAGGGGCCCCUGGUGACGCUGCUGGUGGCAGUGUGUACCAACAUUGUCGAGCCCCUCGCCUACACGUGCAAGCUGCGGCACGAGCGGGCGCUGCGCAUGGCCCUCAGCUGCACCACCAUCGCCAGCAUGGUCAUGAGCAUGUGGACGGCCAUCCGCCACUGCGGCACCCUGCGCUCAGAGCUGUGGCCGCACCGCGCCAUGUUCAAGAUGCUCUCGUUCAAGCUCAUUCUAGGCCUUUAUAUCAUUCUCGAGGUGAUAUACAUGUUUCUCGACGCCGUCAGGCCCUCGCCCCUCGAGCCUACAGCGCUGCUCAGCGCCGCCGACAUCGAGGUCGGCGUCCCUCUGAUGGCGACGUCGUGCGAGCUAGUCCUCUUCGCCGUCUUCUUCUGCUGGGCGUACAGCGUGACGCCGUACAGGAUCCCUUCUUCCCCGGCUCCUCCCACGACGACCGCCACGACUACUGCAUCAUCAUCAUCACCACCACCAGCAGAAUUCGGCAAGAUCGAAGCAACCACCUACCAAGGAACGAACCACCACCACCACGAACAACAACAACGCCGCCAUUAUCAAGGAGGCCCCUUCGGUCUGAAGGCAUGGUGGAUGAUGCUCAACCACGGCGACAUGCUCAAGGGCUUCCUGUUCCCCUUUGUCUACAUGGAAGAAGCUGCUUCGGGCGGGUACACAGGCCAACCUCCACGCGCCAGGGAGGACAAGUGGCGAUACAAAUGGUUCUGGAAGCUGUUCUGCUGGGGCAAGAGGAGAGAGAAUGGCAAGCGCCCAGUCACUAGCAGCGGCAGCAGCGAAAGCGGCACAGAGGUUGGCCACGAUAUAUCGUUGGGAAAUAUGGCAAAGUAACAAGGUCCCCCGGAUGACAUGACGUUCAAAGUCAGCAGUUAUUGGAUCGGUGCAAGGUAUACCACCCUUCGUGAUUGAGGCACGUCACAGCGACUUGCCCAUUCCAAGGUAGAGCAGUCAGUCGCAGUUAGGAAGUCACAUUUCAGACAACAGUCACACUCGGAAGAAAUCAAAGGGUUGUCUCAUCUAAACAUUUCAUUCGUCUAAACAACCACCUGGCUGUUUG
Microdochium trichocladiopsis is the source of this 1718-nucleotide messenger RNA. RefSeq names its product organic solute transporter Ostalpha-domain-containing protein. The coding region runs from base 134 to 1492 and encodes 452 amino acids. The record is from RefSeq and is a predicted model, not a curated record. Lineage: Eukaryota; Fungi; Ascomycota; Sordariomycetes; Xylariales; Microdochiaceae. Gene Ontology annotation, biological process: transport. Gene Ontology annotation, molecular function: transporter activity. The transcript is spliced from 5 exons.